Molecule: messenger RNA, 729 nt
Organism: Stylonychia lemnae
Lineage: Eukaryota; Ciliophora; Spirotrichea; Sporadotrichida; Oxytrichidae
Source: the annotation of a GenBank genome assembly
AUGGAAGACAAAAAAUUAAUCUUGCAUAUUGAUUGGGCAAGCUAGCCUUCCCGCGCUAUAGUCUGCUUUUGUAGAAUGGCCAAAAUCCCUCAUGAAAUUAAUGAAGUAAGGGUUGGCUAGCUCUAGCAAAGGGAUGAAAAGUUUACUGCUAUUAAUCCUAAUAUGCAAGUUCCUGCAAUUACAGAAAUAGAUUUAAAAACUGGAGAAUAGUUCAACUUAUUUGAGAGCCAUGCCAUCUUAAAAUACUUAGCAUAGUCAAGAAAUGUUGCAGAUAAUUGGUAUCCAAAAGAUCCAAUCAAAAGAAUGAAAGUAGAUAUAUAUCUGGAUUGGCAUCAUCAAGGAAUUAGACAAUCUCUUGGGUUUUUAAUUUUUAAGAUGCUAUUCGGUCCAAUGUUUUUUGGAUCUGAAACUCCUCAAGAUGUAUUGGAGUUUUAGAGAAGAAAUUAAACUAAAGACUUGCGUCUUAUAGAGAGCUGGCUAUCUAAGGCUAAGUUUAUCAGUGGAGAUGAAAUAAGUAUAGCAGAUAUAUCCUGCGCUUGUGAGUUAAUUUAAGGGAGAUUUAUUGAAUUAGAUUUAAGUAAAUAUCCUCAUAUUGAAAAAUGGCUCUAAAUGAUGAUAUUUGAGAUACCUGAGAUGCAUGAAUCUCACAAAUUUAUGUUGAAAUUAGCAGAAGCAUCAUUGUAAAAGCAGAAAAAAUAAAAACAAAAAUUAGAUAAACCUAAGCUGUGA